AUGAAUGAGUUAGGCUUAGCUGAUCAAGAAGGCAGUUGUUGGGGAAGGAUGGGCCGGAAAAGGGCUAGUUAUGAUGAUACAGUUGGUUACAAAUCAAAGAACCUUCAUGCAGAAAGAAGGAGAAGAGAGAAGCUGAGUAACAGGCUCUUGACAUUGCGUGCACUAGUCCCUAUUAUCACAAAUAUGAACAAGGGCACCAUAAUUGAGGAUGCAAUUACUUACAUCCAAGAGCUGAAGAAAAAUGUGGAGUCUCUUACUGACAUGCUUCAAGAAAUGGAAGCAUCAUCGUCGGAAGAGGAAUUCAAGACAAAGGUUAAUGAGAUUGAUGCUUCUGAGGAAAUGAAGCAGUGCGGGAUUAAGGAAGAUGUUCAGGUGACUAACAUCGAAGGGGAUAAGCUCUGGAUCAAGAUUAUCCUGGAGAAGAAGAGAGGCGGGUUCGCUAGAUUGAUGGAGAAAAUGGCUUGCUUUGGCUUGGAACUCAUUGACAGCAAUGUCACUACCUCUAAAGGAGCAAUGCUUGUUACAGCCUGUGUUGAGGGUGCUUUCGGCGAUACUCUUACAGUUCAGCAGACCAAGGAACUGUUGACACAGAUCAUCAAAGGAUUACCGCAGCAACCUGCAGCUCCAAGUCCAGCACCAUCUGAAGGUGGGGUGGCAAUCCCUGCAAGUCCCUGGAUCAGGCGGAUAGCAAGACAUCAUUCUGAUAAGUCUGAAGCUGGGGGAGAUGUGAUUCUUGGUGGAUUCUUGGUAGCCAUUGUUGCAGUGGUUUUGUGUUACAUUCGUGUCACGAGACGAAACCAAAUCCGGGAUGCCUGA
Messenger RNA from Populus euphratica (Euphrates poplar), 816 nucleotides. It is a transcript of the gene DYT1, whose product is annotated as basic helix-loop-helix (bHLH) DNA-binding superfamily protein. Gene Ontology annotation, molecular function: DNA-binding transcription factor activity; sequence-specific DNA binding; protein dimerization activity. NCBI's taxonomy places the organism in Eukaryota, Viridiplantae, Streptophyta, Magnoliopsida, Malpighiales, Salicaceae. The record is from RefSeq and is a predicted model, not a curated record. Gene Ontology annotation, biological process: regulation of DNA-templated transcription. Bases 1 to 816 code for a protein of 271 amino acids. The transcript has 5 exons. Gene Ontology annotation, cellular component: nucleus.